AUGCUCAGCCACGGUUUCGAGAUCAUGCUGGGCCAACCCCGGCGUCGCAAGAAUGCGAGCGCAGGAUCGCAGAUGGCCGCAGAUGACCCAAGAGGUUGUAUGCCAACGGAACCUGUAUGCCAUGAGAAUGCCCAGACAAAUACGGAGACGCUAGUAGAUGAUACACUGUUCUGUAGCAGCGAGAGAGUUCAGCGAAUGGCGAAUGGCAAUAAGGUUCUGUCAGUGGUUGUCGGCAAUGCGGUUGCUGGGGAUGAUGAAGUUGAGCUGGGAGAGGGAGCGGCGAGGAUCUCGGGGGAGGAGGAGCUUUCUGGCGGCGAAGGGGGUUCACAAGUUGUCGGGGAGGAGCUUGCUGGGGGUGAUGAGCUAGGAGGGGAAGCGGCGAGGGUCUCCGGGGAGGAGGAGCUUGCUGGAGGCGAUAGGGUGAUGAAGACUUUCGGAAAUAGCGAGUUCCCAGCCAACAACCAGAUUGCAACCGGCGAUGACAACACCAUAUCAGCUUCAGGAAACAGCAAUUCACCGUUCGAACGCGAAAACCUGCCCGAGUAUAUUCGGUUUCAAGAGGGUUUACAAGCGUACCUGCGAGGUGGCGUACCAUCGAAGAAGGGAGCUGCAGUGAUAGCAAUGAUGGCAGAGUCUACCUUUGUACAUUGAUCACUUGGACGAAGAACAAAGGCAGACUACGAGAAGGCCUGUCGGCUGAUGUUGGAAGGAGAGAAAGAAACUCUGAUUUGGCGUUGUGAGAUUCUGCAGCAAGCUGGAUUUCCACAGACCCUGAGAGAUGUUCGAGAUAUGGCCCAAACCAUUUUACGGAAACGAGUCCCAGCAGCAACCAUCAGCCCUCGAUGGAUUGACAGAUAUUUUUACAAUCAACAUCCAGAGACGAAGGUCAGGUGGAGUCAACAGCUCGAUAGAAUCCGGGC
Molecule: messenger RNA, 920 nt
Organism: Tricharina praecox
Lineage: Eukaryota; Fungi; Ascomycota; Pezizomycetes; Pezizales; Pyronemataceae
Exons: 4
Coding region: 1-651 (216 amino acids)
Source: RefSeq, a predicted model, not a curated record